AAGCCAUUGCAGAUGGAGAAAUUCCCGAACAAUUGCAUGUCAUGAAAAAGGAAAUUAUAAAAAAAUGUUGUGGUCUACCACUAGCUGCAAGUGUAAUGGGAGGUUUAUUGCGCAUGAAGGGAAAAGAGGAGUGGCAAUUGAUUUUGAAGAAUAAGCUUUCAAUUUUGAGUGGAGAUGAAGAUGGUGUCAUGGAAAUACUUAACUUGAGUUUUGAUUGUUUACCAUCUCCAUCCAUUAAGAAAUGUUUUGCAUAUUGUUCUACAUUUCCCAAGGAUACUGGGGUAGAAAGGAAUAUGCUUAUCGAACUUUGGAUGGCAGAAGGCUUCCUCCAAGCAGAUGUCAACAGCCAAAUGAUGAUGGAGGAAAUUGGAAUGAAUUAUCUGAGAAUUUUAUUGCAAAGUUCAUUGUUUGAAGAAACAAGCCAUGUUCGGGGAACAUAUUAUAAGAUGCAUGAUCUAGUGCAUGACCUUGCAGAAUCAGUGUCAAAGUCUACUAAAGUCAUUAACUCAGAGACUCAAUUAGUAGACAAUAGUAUUCAAGUUCGUUACCUUGCAAUAGACUCAUUUGGAGAACACACAAUGAAACUUCUUGAAAGUCUAUCAACUUCGCUUCAUACAUUGUUUAUAAGGAAUAGCUUGUUUGGUGAUCACAUGUUACGGAAAUGGUAUGUUAACUUAUUUGGUGGUGGUAUGUUAAAGAAAUUGAAGAACUUGUAUGUUUUGAAUUUGUAUUGUGCCCAAAAUGAGGAGCUACCAAUCACAAUUGACAAACUGAUACAUUUGAGAUAUAUUGAAUUUUUUGGUUUCUGUGGUAAAAGUUUGCCAAAAUCUGUUUGUAAACUUUAUAAUUUGCAGACACUGAGGCUAAGUGAAUGCAUUGAUCUAAAAGAAUUUCCAAAGGGGAUGUGCAAUUUGAUUAACUUGAGACAUCUCCACUAUUACAAUCCUAAUGAAAAAUUUCAAAUGCCACUGAAUAUGGGACGAUUGACUUGCCUUCAGACGCUAGAGUUCUUUAACAUGGGUCAAGAGAAGGGUCGACAAAUUGGAGAGUUUGGAUGCUUGAAAAACCUCAAAGGCAGAUUGGUGAUACGCAAUCUUCAACUAGUAAAGGGUAAAGAAGGAGGUGAGGAAGCAAAUCUAUCUGAAAAGAUAAAUCUAUUCAGCUUACGACUUGAGUGGGGCCGGGAUCGAGAAGGCGACAACUACGGCGAAGAAGAUGUGUUAGACGGCCUUCGACAUCACCCAAAUUUGGAGGAGUUGGCAAUUUCAGGCUUUAUGGGCGAUCAAUUUCCUUGAUGGAUAAUGGUUUUGCCAACAACACUCCCCAAGUUAGUGAGUUUGGAGUUUAAUUACUGCUCUAGAUGCAGAGAACUCCUUCCCUUGCAAAACUUUACGUCUCUUAAGGAGCUGGUGAUUUAUGAUUGCAGUGGGUUGACAGAUCUGUUCGGUGACAUAUUACACUCUUGUACCUCUCUCCAAAGGCUUAGUGUGAGUUGUUGCAAGAAUCUUAUCCCCUUUCCAAUUGAUUUGCAACAGACGCCUUCUCUUUUGGAGCUGGAAUUAUACCGGUGUCCCAAACUGAAAACAAGUAUGACGCCUAAAGGAUUUGGUUUCCUAACCAGCUUAAACUGCCUUGUAAUUGGUCCCUUCUCAGAUGAUAAUGAUCAUGAAAAUUCUUCAAUUUACAAUGAAUUUGAUUGGUCUGGUUUGAUAUCCUCCUCCUAUUCAUCAUCAACACUUCGUGAACUAAAAUUAUAUGGGUUGCCACACAUGGAUUCGCUGCCAUUUCUGCUCCAAUACUUGACCACCCUCAUAUCACUAUCGCUACAUGACUUUGGAGGUAUAGAAGCUCUACCAGAUUGGCUCGGAAACUUUACAGCUCUUGAGUACCUGGAUUUAUCUGAUUUCAAAAAGCUUCGACAUUUACCCUCUGACGAUGCCAUGAGACGCCUCACCAAAUUAAAGCAUUUGCGGGUUUUUUGUUCUCCUCUCUUAAAAGAAAGAUGCACUCCUCAGAGUAGUGGCCCUGACUCCCAGUGGUCCAAGGUUUCUCAUAUUCAAUACCUAGACAUCAGUAGUGGUUAACAGUUCAUCUUCAAAUCUGGUUAACAGUUCAUCUUCAAAUCAAAUUCUAUCAUAUAGCCAACACCUGAUAUCCUUAUCGUCGGAGUUUGCACACUAUCAAUCUGCUGUUUCAGUCACCAGAUCUAGAAAAAGUUUUCGGUCAGUGUUUUUGAUUGCUCAAGACUAUCAGCUGGCCUGUACGAGCUGCUUGGAAAAUAUUCUUGCCCCAAAUUAUCGGAUGUUUUUGGGGAGCCAUCAUCACCAGGAGUUUCUGAUGAUCCUUAUUUACAGUUUGAUGAUCAUUACUAGAGAAACAGAUUGACCAUUAGAGGUUUUGCUAACUUUCAAGAAUUAUCCGCAGUGUAUUAGGCUCAAAUCUCCUCGGAGACUUCGGUGGCUUAAUUACUUCAAUACCUGUCAAUAUGCUGUUAUUCCUUCUUCAACCACAUCAUUUUCAAACUGGUGACAAUUGUAGAGAAUGCACUCUCUUUUGCUUCUUAGUGACUGAGAUGGAUAAAGUUUGAGAUCAACGUUGUGAAUGUUGUGCCGUCAAACUGUCGGUCAUGAUAUGAGCCAUGAAGACAAUGGUCAAUCAAGGAGUUUUCACAGCUUUUGGUCAAAACUUCGGCGUUUUGGUUCAAAAUUCUGAAAUCGUCAUUGUGAAGAUAUUGUUGAGGUAGCCAAGGAAGAUUUACCGUUCAUGCAAUGAAGUUGCACAAAACUUGGUGGAGUAUCUUCCAACAUGGUCAAGUCUAAGCAGGAUGUUUUGAAGCAUUUC
Molecule: messenger RNA, 2841 nt
Organism: Coffea arabica (coffee)
Lineage: Eukaryota; Viridiplantae; Streptophyta; Magnoliopsida; Gentianales; Rubiaceae
Source: RefSeq, a predicted model, not a curated record